Molecule: messenger RNA, 2994 nt
Organism: Zingiber officinale
Lineage: Eukaryota; Viridiplantae; Streptophyta; Magnoliopsida; Zingiberales; Zingiberaceae
Product: putative disease resistance protein At5g47280
Exons: 5
Coding region: 88-2760 (890 amino acids)
Biological process (GO): defense response to fungus
Molecular function (GO): ADP binding
Source: RefSeq, a predicted model, not a curated record
UUUCCUCGCAGUUUCUCCGUGUUCAAACCGGCAUCUCGAUUGGAAGGAAACCGGGCCGAAGAGGCGGCGCCGCCGCGGGCGGCUGAUAUGGAGUCGUUCUUCGCCGGUGAGGUUGCAACGGAGUUGAUUAAGGAGCUUGUGAAAGUGAUCCGAGGUACCUACCUCUGCCGGCCGGCGGCUGAGCAGCUGAAGCGCUCCGUGGACUCGCUGCUUCCCAUCGUUCAGGAGAUCCGCCACUCAGGCGUCGAGCUCCCUCAGAACCGUCAGUCUCAGCUCUCCGAUCUCGCUGACCACCUCCGCCUCGCCCUUGACCUCGCCCGCAAGGCCGCUGCCUCCCCGCGCUGGAAUGUCUAUCGCUCAGUGCAGCUUGCUCGAAAGAUGGAGUGCAUCGAAAGUUGGAUCUCCCGCUGGAUCGAGCGCCAUAUGCCCGUCCACGUCCUCGCCGACGUCCACCACAUCCGUGUUGACUACGCUGCCCGCCUAGACCGCAUCGAGCGAGCCCUCAGUGUGGCAGCUUCCUCCCCGGUGGUAGCCACCGCCUCGAAAGUUCCGAUGGAAUUAGGGAGCGCGUCGUUCUCGGGAUUCCCGCUGCCGAAGACGAUGGAGGGAUUUGCGCAGCCCUCUGCGGAGCCCGUGAAGGCGCCGUUCGCGAUCGGGAAUAAGCUAUCAUCUGGUUUCCCGAUGAUGGAGCAGUUUUUUACCUCACCGGAUGCUAGGAAAGUACCCGUGGCGAUGGGGAAGUCACCGUCUUCUGGGUUCCGGGUUGCAAAUAUCAUGGACGGGUUGAUGCUAGCAGGAGAAGAGGUGAAGCCUGUGGGAGCCGGAAUCAGGAUAGGAAAGGAGAAGGUGAAGGAGAUGCUGAUGGAGGGCAGUGCUAGCGACGCAGUGGUUGGAAUCUCCGGAAUAGGAGGGAGUGGCAAGACGACGCUCGCCAGGGAGAUAUGUAAAGAUCCAGAGAUUCGAAGUUAUUUCAACGAUAGAAUUUACUCUGUGACGCUCUCGCAAUCUCCAAAUUUGGAAAGUUUAAAGUUAAAGCUGUGGGAACAAAUUAGCGGCAAUAUGGUUCUUGGUGCUUACAAUCAAAUUCCAAAGUGGCAGAUGGAGUUGGGGGCCAUAGACAAAGGAUCAUUUCUAAUAAUAUUGGAUGAUGUGUGGUCCCUCUCCGAGCUUGAAGAACUUAUUUUCAGAGUUCCAGGCUGCAAGAUUCUUGUGGUUUCACGGUUCAAAUUCCCUCUGGUUGUUAAGAAAACUUAUGAGAUAGAAUUGCUAGGAGAAGAGGAUGCUUUGUCACUCUUCUGCCAUGCUGCUUUUGAGCUGAAAUCUGUACCAUUUACUAUUGACAAGAAGUUGGUAAAGCAGGUUGUCAAAGAGUGCAAAGGGCUUCCUCUGGCUUUAAAGGUUAUUGGCGCUUCUUUGCGAGAUCAGCCUCCAAAGUUUUGGUUAAGAGCCAAAAAUAAGCUUUCUCAAGGAGAAGCUAUAUGUGAAUCCCAUGAAAAUAAAUUGAUAGAACGAAUGUCAUCAUCCAUUGAGUUUCUGUCAGUGAAAGUGAGGGAGUGUUUCUUAGAUCUUGGAUGUUUUCCAGAAGACAAGAGGAUCCCUAUAGAUGUUCUGAUCAAUGUAUGGAUGGAGCUCCAUGAUCUUGAUGAAGAAGAUGCUUUUGCCAUGCUAGUGGAGCUUUCGAAUAAGAACCUUUUAACUCUGUUAAAGGAUGCACAGAGCAGAGCUGGAGAUAUCUAUAGCAGUUAUGUGGAGCUUUCUGUUACCCAACAUGACUUAUUGAGGGACUUGGCUCUUUAUGUGAACAAUCAAGAGUCCUUAAAUACCCGGCGUAGGUUAAUUAUGUCAAAGAGGGAAAAUGAACUUCCCAAGGAAUGGGAGCGAAAUAAGGAUCAGCAGUUUGAGGCGCAGAUUAUUUCCAUUAACACAGGCGAAAUGAAAGAAUCAGAUUGGUUUCAGAUGCAUUUUCCCAAGGCAGAGGUACUAAUUUUGAGUUUUUGUGCGGAUGUGUACUUCUUACCACCCUUCCUCAGUACCAUGCCUAAGCUGAGGGCUCUGAUCUUGAUCAACUAUGGUACAUCAUGUGCAUCACUUCAGAAUCGCACCAUAUUCACAUCUUUAAUUAACUUGAGGAGCCUCUGGCUUGAGAAAAUAACUGUCCCACCAUUGCCAAAGACCACAGUUCCCUUGCGCAACUUGCGAAAAGUAUCUCUUAUUCUAUGUGAACUAAAUGAUAGCCUCAGAGGAUCUAAAGUGGAUCUUUCAUCAACGCUACCUCGUCUCUCUCAUCUAUCAAUUGAUCAUUGUGUUGAUGUUACCAAGCUUCCCCCUUACAUCUGCAACAUAACCUCACUCGAGUGUCUAAGCAUCUCUAACUGCCAUGAUUUAUCAGAACUGCCUUGUGAAUUCGGUAAGCUAAGUUCCCUGAAGAUUCUAAGAGUGUGUGCUUGCCCUUCUCUUAAGAGCUUACCCCAGUCUAUCUGCCGGUUGAAAGGACUGAAGUAUCUCGACAUUUCUCAGUCCUUUAAUCUCCGAGAGCUACCAGAAGAGCUUGGCUAUAUGAUGAGCUUGGAGAAGAUUGAUAUGAGAGAAUGUUCUCAAUUGAAAACUCUUCCUAGAUCCUCAUCAUCCUUGAAGUCUCUUGGGCAUGUGAUUUGUGAUGAAGAUAUUGCUUUGUUAUGGAAAGAGGCAGAAAUAGAGAUACCAGAUCUACGCGUCCAGGUAGCUGAAGAAAGUUUCAACUUGGAUUGGCUGGUAGAGUAGUCCUACUUGUUCACUUCUUUCUUACUUAUAACCGUAACUAUGAGGUGUACAUAUGUAGUCUACUUGACAAAAGAGAUUAGGACAGCAUGAUUAAAACUUUUACCAUCUAAACAAGCAACUAAUCAGUAUUUUAUGUCUGAAUCGAGAAAUUCUUUUCAUUCUGUUCUUGUCACUGUAAAGGACAGAAUUAAAUUUGAUAUUUUUAAGUAUGCAUAUUGCAAAUUGUUGUGACAA